AUGAGUUUGCAAGAAAUCCCAAAGGAAACUCUAGACCUGUACAACAAGUCGAAAAUGGGAUCUAGAAAUCUGAGUUCUCAAGUGGAGACUCAUUUGGAAAUGUGCGCUGCCACGCAAACUGCCGUUGACGAAUGCUUCAAGGCAAAUGGAUCCAAAAUUAGCGAAGCAACCAACUUCCCAGAGCCAUGUGUCGAUCUUGCAGUGAACCACAUGGAAUGCAGUAUUGCAAAGCGAGAAAAUGCAAUCAAAAUUGCCGAAAAGUUGGCAGGAAAGGCUGCUGUAGAAAAGGUGUUUCCUAAGUAUGAAGAGAACAAGAAUAAGGCUCUCGAUUUGAUUGCCAUGUACAAGAGCAACGCUGCUGGUGGCAAAUUGAACAAGGAUGUCUUUUGGGGAUAA
Messenger RNA from Cylindrotheca closterium, 396 nucleotides. Lineage: Eukaryota; Bacillariophyta; Bacillariophyceae; Bacillariales; Bacillariaceae. The record is from the annotation of a GenBank genome assembly.